Molecule: messenger RNA, 691 nt
Organism: Spodoptera frugiperda (fall armyworm)
Lineage: Eukaryota; Metazoa; Arthropoda; Insecta; Lepidoptera; Noctuidae
Product: putative nuclease HARBI1
Exons: 3
Coding region: 100-633 (177 amino acids)
Source: RefSeq, a predicted model, not a curated record
GUUGGAUGCAUAGACUGCACCCACAUAGCAUUAGUCAAGCCAUCAGAAGAUGAGCAUUUAUAUUUUAACCGAAAAGGUUAUCAUUCAUUGAAUGUACAAAUGGUAUGCGACAGUAAUUUAAAAAUUAUAAAUGUCAAUUCAAAGUUUGGAGGAGCCACCCAUGACUCAUUCAUAUGGGCAUCUAGCAGAAUGGAAACAUUUAUGCGAGAGUUGCACCAAAAUGGAGAACAAGUGUGGUUGUUAGGUGAUUCUGGGUAUCCACAGCGGCCAUGGCUGAUGACUCCAAUAUUAAAUGCAGUUCCUGGCUCUGUUGAAGAUACGUAUACUCAGCGACAUGUACAAGCAAGGAACUGUAUAGAACGCUGUUUUGGAUUGCUGAAGUCACGUUGGAGGUGCUUGUUAAGACACAGGACCUUACAUUACCAUCCUACGGUUGCUGGGAAUAUUGUACUUGCCUGUUGUGUGUUACACAACAUGGCUUUAGAGGCUAAUUUACCUUCUCCACCUGUAAUGGAAGUAGAAGAUGAUGCGCAGCAUAAUAAUGCGUCUGACAGUGUUGGUGCUGCUAGCAACCAAAGUGAGUUGCUUCAAGGCAGGGCAGCACUUAGUAAUCUUUUGUCGAGACUUAAUUAGUGUGUAAUUUUGUAAAAUGUAACUUAGCAAAAUUAAAAAGGUUUUAUAUUCUUUACAA